Molecule: messenger RNA, 1809 nt
Organism: Penicillium salamii
Lineage: Eukaryota; Fungi; Ascomycota; Eurotiomycetes; Eurotiales; Aspergillaceae
Source: the annotation of a GenBank genome assembly
AUGGCCAGUCAUAUCAUUGGGAAUCGCAACAGCACUCCCGAGGCUUCCAAUUCGACUCUUCGUCCACCCUCCUCAUCUCGGAAUCUCGGAUCGCACCAGCUGCGGGCAUCGGCAGACAUGUCCGGAUUUCCCUCGCCGCUGUCCGCCCGAAGCAUCCGUCCCUCAUCGGAGGUGUUUUUCAACCAACAAUCUCAGGGCCAGAAUGCGACGGAGGAUGCUUUGGAUCGUGCUGCCCAACAGUGGCUCGCCGACAUUGAUCAAAAUGAGACCACAUUGGAGGAAAUGGCAGCUGCCACCCUUGACCAGGAUUUCAAGGAUGAAUUAAGCGCCAUCGAGCAAUGGUUCCGCGUGCUGAGCGAAGCCGAGAGGACCGCUGCCCUAUAUGCAUUGCUUCAGCAAACCACUCAGGUGCAGAUUCGAUUCUUCAUCCAAGUUCUGCAGCAAAUGUCUCAGGGUCACCCGAUGUCCGGCUUACUCUCGCCUGCGAACUUUGAUGCGAUGUCUAGCCGUAUGAGCGACGCCAUGUCGAAGCUCAACAUGGACCCCUCCCGGAACUCUCUUGGACGCCCCCCGCCAUCCCCUGGCGCAAAGCGCAACUCUGGCCUCGACCCUUCGACGAUCAAUGCGAUGUUCCCGGAUGCUGCUGCGGCUAUCGCUAAGAAGAAGGCCGAGUUCACCCAGCAAACUGGUAAUGCACCUCCCUCAAACCGCAACAGCGCCGUCUUCGACCGUAACUCCUUUGUCGCUCCCACCAUCUCGGCGCCGGACAACAACUCGGACAGCCUGGGCCAACCGCCCGCUUCCCCCUGGGCUCAGCGGGUCUCUGACACCCAGCCUCCCAUUGCGCGCCCCAAGUCAUCCUCCGGGCACCAGCCUAUGGGCCAGUUCAGCCAGCCCUCAGGCAUGCGUUCGCCCCUCCCGCAAACCGCCAAUGUUCCUGCAAAUGACAUCGAACCCCCUUUGCUUUCGCCUUAUAACGUUGGAAACCACAGCUGGGCUUCGAUGACUAACACCCCGAUGACUGCCACUUUCGGCCAACAGUCGCACCAAAAUCCAAACAACCAUGCUGACAUGGUUGCUAAUGCCACGGCAAUGAAGCUGGCAGCUUUGUCGACGGUCAACAACCGUAUUGCUUUGGAUGAUGCGCGCAAGUAUCGCCGUUCUCGUUCCAAUGACGCACAGGGCAGAGCUUCUCACGGCAACCCAAGCAUCAACCAAGGAUUGGCUAGUCCAGGCCUUGGUGGCCAACACUUGGUUGCCGGUCAGCUUCUCAACAACCAGCAGCUGGUCGCCCUGCAAGCCCACCAACAGGCGGCCAUGGCCGGCAGACGGUCCCGCCCCAACUCCCCCGGCAUUGCUAUGCAGGGCGGUGGCUUGACCCCGAUGGGAUUCACCUCCCCUCAGAACAAUGGGUUCUUGGCGGCCUAUGAUCCGAACAACCCCAUCAUGGGGAAUGGCAUGGGUUCGCUCAACAUUGGCCAGUUUGUUGGUAGUGAAGGCUACCUAUCGGAUCACUCUGAGGUUGCACGGGGUCGCUCUCCUCGGGGUCGCCGAGGCAGCUCCAAGCCUCCUGAGGACCCUACUGACAUCUCCCUUCUGAAGGACAUCCCCAGCUGGCUGCGAUCCCUCAGGCUGCACAAAUACACAGACAACCUUAAAGAUCUGCAGUGGACAGAGCUGGUUGACUUGGAUGACAAAGCUCUUGAGGAUCGCGGUGUCAAUGCCCUUGGUGCACGUAAUAAGAUGUUGAAGGUCUUUGAGCAGGUCAAGGAGGCCCGCGUCGACGGCAAAUUUGAAAAUCUUGUUUAA